Molecule: messenger RNA, 1338 nt
Organism: Aspergillus pseudoviridinutans
Lineage: Eukaryota; Fungi; Ascomycota; Eurotiomycetes; Eurotiales; Aspergillaceae
Product: putative MFS transporter
Exons: 4
Coding region: 1-1338 (445 amino acids)
Biological process (GO): transmembrane transport
Molecular function (GO): transmembrane transporter activity
Source: RefSeq, a predicted model, not a curated record
AUGGGCCCUUCAGCAGCAGUCGUAAAUGAACAAGACAUGGACGAUCAACCGCCUUUAGUCGAUUUUGACGGACCAGAUGAUCCCAACUUUCCUCACAAUUUGUCUAUCCUCAAGAAGAUCUGGGUGACGUCUGUCCUCGCCCUAUUCAACCUGAUUGGAACAGUGACUAGCAGCAUCUUCGGACCAGGCCAGAAAGAGAUCAUGGCAGAGUUUGGUGUCAGCCAGGAAGUGACCGUUCUUGGGACGACUGGAUACAUCUUCGGCUUCCUGACGUUUGGUCCGUUAUCCGAAAAGUUUGGCCGUAAAUGGCCACUGCUGCUAGGAAUCACCCUCUCCUCGCUUUUCAACCUCAUGCCUGCCCUCGGCUCCCACAUGGCAGUGGUUCUUGUGGGAAGAUUUUUCUCCGGCCUCUGCGGCGUCGCUCCGGUUGCUGUACUGGGAGGUGUCAUCAGCGAUUGCUGGCCGAUGGCUCACCGCGGGAUCGCCAUGGCCCUGGCGGUCUCUCUUGUUUUCUCGGGGCCGACAUUUGGACCAGUCUUUGGAGACUUCAUUAUUGGCUCGUCGUUGAACUGGAGGUGGACAAUGUGGGUGGUCACGAUUGCCGGUCUGGCCUUGUCCGCUAUAUCGGUUGUCGCGUUCCCGGAGACCUACCCGCCAGCUCUUCUCCGGAAGAAAGCACAACGUUUGCGCAAGAAAUAUGGGAACCCUGGCAUCAAAACUGCAUCGGAGAAGGAGCGUUUGACUUUGACAGAGAUCUCCCGCGUCUACCUCGUCCGUCCUUUUUUCUUUCAUCUAUGGGUCCUCUUUCUUUUCUACCAGUCCUACCCGAUUGCAUUUGGCGAGAUCCGGGGCUGGAGAGCCGGUUUGAACACCCUCCCCCUUCUCGCCAUCAUCAUUGGCACCUUUACCGGCACCGUCGGGGUCGUCAUCUACAACCAAGUCUACUUUAGAUAUCACUGUGGUAUCAUGAUCCCCGUUGGAAUAUUCUGGUACGCAUGGACCGCCGGACCCAACAUCCCCUGGGCCAGCGCAAUCUGCGCCAGCUUUCUGACGGGCUGCGGAAUGUAUUUGCUAUUUAUCCAAGGGUUCAAUUACAUUGUCGACCGUUAUACAAAUAUGGCAAAUAGUGCCAUGGGUGUUAACGGAUCCAUGCGCAGCAUAUUUGGCGCUGUUUUCCCGCUCUUCGCAGCCCGGAUGUUCCACUCAUUAGGGGUUGCACCUGCCACGUCCAUUCUGGGAGGAGUCAGAGUUGCGCUGGUGCCGGUGCCAGUUUGCUUUUGGUACUGGGGUGAUCGCAUUCGGGGUUGGUCAUCGGCCAAGGUGUCUUCAUCAGUGUGA